Molecule: messenger RNA, 1014 nt
Organism: Didymodactylos carnosus
Lineage: Eukaryota; Metazoa; Rotifera; Eurotatoria; Philodinida; Philodinidae
Source: the annotation of a GenBank genome assembly
AUGGAUUCGAGAGUGUACCAUCGCACGUCGUGCGCAGAAAGUAUGGAAGGAAGAAAAAAAAUGAUAAAGCCUCAAUUAUCAUUUUCUUUAGAAUCAAUUUUAAAAAAUCCGGAAGUAUUCAGUGUAUGUCGAUAUCGGAUUUAUCCGAGAACUCGUGUACCAAAGCAUAGUAUCGCGAAAACAAUGCACGGUUAUCGCGUCAAAUAUCGUUUUUGUAAAGCACAAUGUGAUGCUGCUAAACGAUGUAUAGCUGUACAAUACCGAGGUGUGGGAACCAAAUAUGGAACAUGUCAUUUAGUUAAAGACGUACCAAAAAAGAAAAAAGAAGGUCGUUUACCGCAUGUUCUCUCCAAGAAAGCUCAAACUUUACGAGGCAUUAAGGCUAAAUUGUACAAUAAACGUCGGCAUAAUGAGAAAAUUCAAAUGAAAAAAACAAUCAAAAGUCAUGAAGAAAAGGAAACAAAACAACGGCAAGAAGUGCCUGAAGGUGCAUUGCCUACUUAUUUACUCGAUCGUGAAACAGAAACACGUUCCAAAGUAUUAUCAAACUCAAUCAAACAAAAACGAAAAGAGAAAGCGGGUAAAUGGGAUGUUCCAAUACCAAAAGUGAAAGCCAUGAGUGAAGCUGAAGUAUUUCGUGUUGUACAAUCAGGAAAACGAAAAACGUGGAAAAGAUUAGUGACAAAACCUUGUUUUGUCGGUGAAGCAUUUACAAGAAAACCACCAAAAUAUGAGCGUUUUAUCCGACCGAUGGCAUUACGAUUUACAAAAGCUCAUGUUACACAUCCAGAAUUAAAAGCCACAUUUCAAUUGCCUAUUUUAGGCGUUAAAAAGAAUCCUAGUUCACCAUUAUAUACAUCACUGGGUGUAAUUACAAAAGGAACAGUAUUAGAGGUGAAUGUUAGUGAGUUAGGAUUGGUGACACAAGGAGGCAAAGUUGUAUGGGGGAAGUAUGCGCAAGUAACAAAUCAUCCAGAAAACGAUGGAUGUAUCAAUGCCGUUCUUCUUGUCUGA